Messenger RNA from Magnusiomyces paraingens, 1071 nucleotides. RefSeq lists its product as uncharacterized. Gene Ontology annotation, molecular function: iron-sulfur cluster binding. Gene Ontology annotation, biological process: iron-sulfur cluster assembly. The record is from RefSeq and is a predicted model, not a curated record. NCBI's taxonomy places the organism in Eukaryota, Fungi, Ascomycota, Dipodascomycetes, Dipodascales, Dipodascaceae. Gene Ontology annotation, cellular component: cytoplasm. The transcript has a single exon. Bases 1 to 1071 code for a protein of 356 amino acids.
AUGCCUGAACCAACUUCCAACAUUCUAACGACCCCUGUUAACAGAAUUUUAUUACUUUUGACUUCUGACACUGUUAAGAGUCCAUCGCUUGUUGAGUCAAUCACAAAUAAAUUCAAGCAAAAUAUAACCUCAAACGAAAUUCACCGCCAUGUUAUUGAUCGAAUCUCAAAUGGUGCAGCGAAACUUCCAAGCUGUUAUUUUUCUACAGUUUACUAUCUACCCAGCUCUUUUCAGGAGCAAGAAGAUUUGUUUGCCACUCAAAGUGUAUUGAGUUCUCUUUUUGAAGCUAUUGAAGUCAAUGGCACCUUACAAACCAUAUUACUUUCUUCAGAUUCUUCUCAGGACAUCCCUGUAAUCACACCCAAAAUGAUUACUUCAGCCAUUGUUGCUGGUUUUUUGCAAUCAGAAGACAAACUUUCAUUUAUUAAACCUCACCAGUUGGUAGAAUCAACUGCAGCUGCUACUCUUUUAAAUCGACGAUCCAAAAAACAGCCUGAAGAAUCGGUGGAAAAUACAACAAUUAAUUCUAAAAAGAAGCUUCCUAUUUUUAAACGGAAACAAACGGACAUAUCUGAAAAAGGAGCUAUUUCAUCUUUACCUCAUAAUACUGAUCAUAUUUCUUCCGGAGUUGUGAAGCUGACAUUAAGUGAUGAUUUUGAUGAUAAUGAUGAUAGUAUGGAUGACGGUCUUAUUGACGAAAACGCAUUAUUAAUAGAAGCAGCAAAAACUUUAUCUAAACCUAUUGUUCUUCCUCCCAGAUGCGACCCGGGUCCUGGAAAACGCCGUCGCAAAGCAUGCAGAGAUUGCACUUGUGGUUUACGCGAACUUGAAAUUCAAGAAGAAGAAGAACACCGCAAAAACCAAAAUGCUGUUAUUCUUAAUCUUGAUGGAGAUAAUAAGGACGAUGAUUAUGCUAUUGAUUUCACUGUUGCUGUUGGAAAACCCGUUGGCUCUUGUGGCUCUUGUGCUCUUGGUGAUGCUUUCCGUUGUGACAGUUGCCCAUAUCUUGGCCUUCCUCCUUUCAAACCUGGCGAAAUAAUUAAAAUUUCUUCUAUCAAAAAUGAUCUGUGA